AUGGGUAGCCAGGACGAGGAGCAGCGACUGGGAGUGCUACAUCUGGACAAAAGUCAUACCCGCAAAAGGAACCCGAAGAAAACCAAGAGAACGAAUUUUACGAGAAGUGCACUCACCGAAGAGGACAAACGCGCGCUAAGAUACGCUCAAGUUGAGCCGUUGUAUCAAAUGUGGUGUGAGUACUAUCGUGGUUUGCUAGGAGAUCGAGAAAAGAUGCCAGAUGAACGGAUGCUCAAAGCUGACUACCAUGGUGCUCUGGUGCUCGUUGCAGAAGCCCUUAAUCCCACAAUGAUUGGUAUCGUUGGAAUAAUUAUACUGGAAACAAGGCAGACAUUUCAACUGAUAGCCAAAGAUGACAAAUAUUUAGUAAUUCCGAAACAAGGAACGGCAUUACAGUUCAUUCUUGAUGGACGAGUUUUUACAUUGUUCGGUGAUGCAAUGAGAUACAAACCCUCGCUUCGAGGUAAGAGGCAUCGUCUGCGUGUCGCGUUACCAUUCUUCAUUAGAUGA
This is a messenger RNA of Haemonchus placei, 510 nucleotides long. The record is from the annotation of a GenBank genome assembly. NCBI's taxonomy places the organism in Eukaryota, Metazoa, Nematoda, Chromadorea, Rhabditida, Trichostrongylidae.